Messenger RNA from Lichtheimia ornata, 4062 nucleotides. RefSeq lists its product as uncharacterized. The transcript has 10 exons. The coding region runs from base 1 to 4062 and encodes 1353 amino acids. The record is from RefSeq and is a predicted model, not a curated record. NCBI's taxonomy places the organism in Eukaryota, Fungi, Mucoromycota, Mucoromycetes, Mucorales, Lichtheimiaceae.
AUGCGUUGCUGCUCUCCUUUUUACGCAAGCUCCCAUACACGUCCUAUCUUCCAAUUGUUCGUCAAGAUGGAACACCUGGGUGAUACUCAUGACACCAAGGCAUGGUCUCAAUCGACAUUUGAAGACGACGAAGGCGUGCAGGCGAAUGAAUGGGGGAAGAAGCUUCUUUGUGUAAUGGAUCAUUCUACAAGUUCACACGAGAUGGUGUCAUUGUCAACAAUCGAUCGGGAGAAUUUCCUGUUAUGUUGGCCGCUCAUUCUUUCAAAGAAGCGUCAUUGUUUCAGCAAGCCAAUGAAGAAAAGGACGCCUCACCCUCUCGCAAUCAUUCGACUGGUGCAUCAACGAUCCACCGUAAGCACAUGGCUCCAGGCUGUAUGGGAUGAGCUUUAUCAUCAAGAAUGCGAUGAAUCAUUUCGUUUAUGCAGCCUCACAAUGCUUGGUGUUGGUCAACAGGCACAGCCAUCGACUGAGGCUGAUAUUUUCAAUCAAUGGGAUCAACUUCUUCACCUUAUCGAAGACCGACUUGAUGACAGCCAAAACAGUAUUCAAUACGACAUUGCCGAGAUUCUUCGAAGGCUUUUCCCCGAAGGAUCCCAACCGCUCACUCAGUUGUUACGAUUGGCCCAGCACUCUGAAAGAAUGAGCGAUGAUGAAAUCAGUAGCAUUUUAUCCCUCGACGAAGUGCAUGGACCAGAUGUUCCCAACACGUCCACAUCAACGCUGUCUGCAACAAGAUAUUAUAUGCGAUCCAUCAAACUCUCAGUGUCAGACCUUCGGCGAGCGUUAGAACAAUAUCGUUCAAGCUACUUUGAUCACAACUAUUGUGAUUCAUUCAUGGCCCAGAUUCAAGAUAUGCGACCUAAAGAUUCAGUUUGGCUUCGCUACAUUGGGUGCACUUUUGCUUCUACCUCAUCCGAUCGUCAUAUGGAUGACGUUCCAAGAGGUGCCUCUCCAACUCGCUAUAACAACUUCUGUGCCAUCUUGCAGACCACACUUGGACGCCCUAUGGACACUCGCGUCUUUGAAUUCACCCGAUUGAACCUUCAAGGUCAGCAGCCGAGACUCCCUAUGGAUCGUGAUAUUGUCGACGGCAUUGAGAUAUUUCUCAUUCACCUUUUCGGGAGAGAUGUCCUCUUGAAUUCCCAAGCAGGUGGCUAUUAUCGCUCCUACAACCCGACAGAACAAGAAAAGGAGUGCACUUACCACAUUGACAUGGAUUGUACAAGACCCCCCAUGUCUACGAGGUCGGUACAACAACGCAAUAUCACCACAAGAGUUCAAGCAUUGUUACGCAACAUGCAUAGUCAGCUCCGUGGCUAUGCUUCACCCAAGGCAGCAAGAUCAGCAGAAAUGCUUACCGACAGCCACAUCGAUUUCAUUGCUCAGCAAGCUACAUCCGGGUACACAUAUCAAGAAAACGUGAUACCAUUCACCAUUCUUGGUACGGAGAUUUCAUUGACAAGUUACCAUCUUCAACAACACUUUUUCGGUGGCUCGCAUUCCGGGACCAUAACAGCCGACAUGAUCAAGAAUAUUCUUUCCAUGUCUCAAUUGGGUGAUGUUCCCUUUUACGAUUUGUGGCCGCUACCAUCUCACCAUCGGUUGGACGAUCCUGACGCUGCUUGCUUUAUGGAAACGGCGGCCAAUUUGAUGCGUACCUUGCAAGCCCAAGUUAUUGUAACUCUUGGUUAUGAAGCAGCGGUUGUUGCACAAUCCAAGUUUCGUGAUCGAUAUGGUUUGGGUCCAUACGAAUACAACAGCGUUAUCGGUGAACCAGUAAUCAGCCACUAUGACACUACUUUUGAUUACGAAGCAGCAAAUUUUGGUGAUGAGCCUACUACUGGUUGGUUUAUCACUAUCGCACAUCUUGACCCUGGACCAGUGAGCUAUGGAUCAGUAAACCCAGCAACUUUGAGCUUAAUGUACCUUACAUGGGUGCGCACUCUCAUCCUCUAUGGUUGUUUGUAUCGAGUGCUCAAUGGACCUCCCACCCACCGCAUUGGAUCGAAGGCGUUCUCUCAACGGGUGCUGGAAGAAUUGCAUCGUCAAGAAGGAACAAAUUUGCCUCACUUGCUUCAAGCUGCACGUAGCACAUACCAACGAUUGCGCCAUGAUCUUGCAUCAGGACAACAUGAAGCAUCAACAUCUCGUGACAACCCACAACGAGCAUAUACAUCAGAAGAAGCUUCUGCUUUACGACAGCGGCAAUUUGAGCGAUAUGGGUAUACAAUUGGAGAACCAUACAGUGAGGAGCGUGAUCGUCAAUGCAAGCGUCUUGAGGCAAGCAAUUGGGCCAUGUUUCGAAAGCAGCGUUCUUUCACCACCGAUAUUGGCAAAUGGCGUCUUUGGUUUCGUGGUUUGCGUCCAAACACCAACAUUCUUCAAGCAGCCCUCCACGAUAUCAUGCUUGAUAAGACAGCCCCCAUUGGUGACUUGACAUCUGCUGAAGUGGCCUAUCUCCGAACGUGUCCACCACCACCACCCUACCAACGAGGGUCCACUGAAUGGAUGCAUGAUCCUGAAUUGGUUGCCUGGGCUCGACAAGCUACAAUGGAACGUAUGCGGAGUGGUCUUUCCAGUUCAGAAAGUAUGCGGAUCGCGAACCGAAACCGUAUAUUGAAUUAUUGGUAUCACGACAAAGGUGUUACCACCAUGUUCUUUAUGGUCAAAAGCAAAUGUGAUGGUCAUGGCCGGGUGCGUUUUCGAGUGGUGCUUGACGAUGGAACGAUGUAUGCAGCACCCGAUGGCAUCUACAUCGGUGCAAAAUUCAAAGGCACUGUUUACAUCGAUUACGAUCCUGAAAUUUACGAGCAUGGUGUACCACUGCCAUCUAUGGAGAAUUAUCACAAGAUCACUGAUGUUUGGCUACGAACCCACACACCACCCUAUUUCAAGGUCUUCCAAAGGACCGUCGAGCAUAUUGGAGGCACAGUGAGACAAGAAUUGACAAGUGAUGAGGAAUUUUCGUUCGAUCGCUUGGUGCCUUACUUCUUGGUGGAUCAUUUCUCUCAACAAGGCAAAGUGAUUUCGACAGCCAACCAAAGCACCACGCAUCCCACGGUUGCAGAACUGUUAACUUCCACUUUGGAGAAGCAUGGCACCCCACUGGAAAAGGUUGCAUGGCAAGAAAUGAUAUCCAAAGGAAAUUACAAGCAAUUCAAGGAUCGAGUUGACAAGGUGCAUAAGACCCCACGCGUUGAUCAUAACAAGAGGCUUUGGCUUAUACCCAAGUAUGAUGGUGUCAUUCCACAAGAAAAGCAGCAGGCACAAUCAUCAGCGACUCGAUUGCACCCUCGUGAGGAUCCUCCACCACUCGAGCUAGGGAAGCAAAAGAAGAAGCAAAAGGAGAAGCAAAAAGGAAAGCAACCACAACAAAAGCAGCCGCAACCAGCACCACAGCAAGCUGAAUCGUCCAAAAUGGCGCAGGCUCGGUCAUCAUCUCAAGCACAGACUCAAUCAUCAUCACAAGGACAGCAGGCUGGACCAUCAAAACAAGCACAGAAGAACCGGCCUCGUCAGCAACCACCACCACUUCACAUACAGAAGCAACCUCAAAAGAAGCCUCAAGUUCAAUCAUCUCAACAAGCACAAGCUCAAGCUUCGUCAUCUCAACCACCUCAAGGCCAAGCUUCAUCAUCACAGCAACAAUCCUUUGAUGAGACCAUCGCAACAACGUUCACAACUCGCAAAAGAGGAGACUAUACGAUCAAUGACCACAAUCCAUUUCUAUACUGGUGGCAAGUACACAAAGAGCGGUAUCCAGUUGGCGCUGUAUUGGACCUUGAUUACAAUGAUGCAACUUAUGGCUUUUGGGAAGAAUUCAAUGUUGCUGUCGACAAGUGGGGUGCCGAUCAUCAAUCCAUCCAGCCUUAUCUCAGAUCGCUUGUUGCCAAAAAGCCCCAAUCGCUCAACGCCGUUUUCCGUAAGCAUGGUUGGAAUGUCACACCCGCCAAGAGAGGCAAGACCGUUGCCAAGGGCAAGUUCAUCGCUGUACCAACACGGCCACUACCACAAGACACCUUCAUCGCUACGACAAUCCCUGAUUACGAAACUCAUCGCUAG